AUGGAUAACUUGAAGCUCCAGGAAGGAAAAAAAAACUGUGCCCAAAGGGUAAAUGGAGAUUUUCAAGUUCAGUCCGCGUGGGCGCGCAACUCCCGAAGAUUACAGGCUAGAGAAUCUCAAGUUAAACUUGACCGCUUCUUAUCGGCAGUAGCGCAACGACGAGGUGGCGUAUCAAGUAGACAGGUUAGCAGAGGUCAAGUGGAACCUGCGACUGCAGCCCAGACUCCUGUUGGUGAUACACAGUUUCUUCCUCAGUCACCCACGGGCCGGAUGGCUCAGAUUGUUAACAUUGAAGUCCAAUGUCAGAAAGAAUCGAUGAGCAUUAGAAUUGAAUUUAGCCUCCCAUUCAAUGGCAUCAUUUACUCUAAAGGUUUUUACAGCGACAGCAGUUGUCAGUAUAUAGCAGCCAACAGUGGGAAGUCCGUAUACGAGUUCACGGUUUUUCUGGACCGUUGUGGCACCCAGUUCAUAGAUCAGUUCAGCCAGGGUGGUGAGGCCUAUCUAGAAAAUACCAUUAUUAUUCAGAAUGAACCUGGUUUCCAAGAAAUCUGGGACACUGCUCGGCACAUCCGCUGUCUGUGGACGGGACAGUUUGAAAAGACUGUUACCUCAAGCAUCAAUGUGGACAUGCUAGACAUCGUGUCCAUCACAUACAGUGGAGAUUCAGUGGACAGUUACAUGGACAUUCAGGUUGGGCGUGGACCAUUUGCUGCUCCAGUCAAUGGACUGGUCAAAAUAGGUGACACACUGACCGCAGUAAUUUAUGUCUUGGGCACAGAUGAUUUUGAUAUUCAUGUAAAGAGCUGCAUUGCCCAUUCUGGUGACGUCACAAAGGCCAUUCAACUGACCGAUGAACGUGGAUGCGUUAUAAAGAAAAAAUUAAUGGGUCCUUGGCAGAAAACACGAUCAACUGGUAAUUCUGGUGCUAGCAUUAUUGCUUACACCUUUUUCCAAGCAUUCAAAUUCCCAGACACAAUGGAACUGUACUUAGAAUGCAACGUUGAAAUCUGCAAGUUCCAGUGCGAGAACUUCUGUCCUGAGUAUCCACAAUCACUAACAGUGAGACAGAAGAGAGAAGCUAGUGGAAGAGACCAAAGUGUUUACAAAGACAAGGAUGGCAUAGUGAGAACAUCAGAACGUGCUGAACCUGUAAGAUUACUACGUGGUAUUCAAGUUGUUGCUCCAGAAGACAUUACCUUCACUGAAACAAAUAAUGGGACAUUAACCCUAACUGCCGGACAUCAGGCCAACGUAAAAGGAGAUUUCUGCAUGUCAACUCCUAGUUUUAUUGCAGCCUUAGUGGUCAUCUUAAUCAUCUUGCUAGCUUCUUGUUUGAUGACCGCUAUUCUGUGUGUCCGAAUCCGUAACAUUCCAAGCACUCCUUCUUUGUCCAAUUUGCACGCAUAUUCUCAAAGGGACAUUAUUAGUAGUCUUGGAAAAUAA
Molecule: messenger RNA, 1443 nt
Organism: Limulus polyphemus (Atlantic horseshoe crab)
Lineage: Eukaryota; Metazoa; Arthropoda; Merostomata; Xiphosura; Limulidae
Exons: 3
Coding region: 1-1443 (480 amino acids)
Source: RefSeq, a predicted model, not a curated record